AUGGACCCCAGAUGCCCAGGGACCUCUAGAGAUGGACUUGGGCAGGAGGAGCCCCCAACACAACGCGCUCAUUCCUUGUUUUUCCCCAAACCAGGAUUUCCCAUUCCCAACCCUGGCCCAAUGGAGGAGAAAGAGGCUGAGAGGAAGACAAAGAUGCCCCAGGAGCCCCAGGCAGACAAGCAGCUGAGCACGGAGACCAGGGAGGACAAAUCCCCACGGCAGAACCUCGUGCAAGAGGCCGUUGGCAGUGGCUCCACGGGACAGGAAUCCAACGGGGAGGAGAAGCCGCAGAGAUCCCGCACGAGGAGGGGCUGCAAACACAGAUCAUGGGGAUCUGAGGAGGAAAGACCCAGCCUGGGCCGGGCAGGCAGCUGGAGAUGGAGCCAGAGCUCAGACCUGGUGGGCCGUGAGCAGCUUGGUGAUGGGGAGAAGCCCCACAAGUGCAGGCAGUGUAGGAUGAGCUUCAAAUGGAGAUCCAGCCUGAUCCACCACCAGAUGAUCCACACUGGGGAACAACUCUAUGAGUGUGGGGAGUGUGGGAAGAGCUUCAGGCAAAGCUCCCAUCUUAUCACGUACUGGCACAUCCACACCAGGGAAAGGCCCCACCAGUGUGGGGAUUGUGGGGAGAGCUUUGGGGUCAGCUCCCAGCUGCUUUGACAGCAGAAGACACACAGGGAGGAGAGACCCUUUCACUGCCUCGACUGCAACAAGAGCUUCGAGCACAACCGCAACCUCAUCACCCACCAGCGCAUGCACACCGGGGAGAGGCCCUACGAGUGUGAUAAAUGUGGGAAGAGGUUUCAGACCAGUGGCCAUCUCAUCAUGCACCAGCAGAUUCACAUGGAGGAGAGGCUCUUCUGCUGCUCUGAGUGCGACAAGAGCUUCAAGCACAACUCCACCCUCAUCAGCCACCAGCACAUCCACACCAGGGAAAAGCCCCACGAGUGUGGGGAGUGUGGGAUGAGCUUUGGUCUGAACUUCCAGCUGAUCUACCACCAGAGGACCCACGUUGGGGACAGGCCCUACAAGUGUGAGGUGUGUGGGAAGAACUGCAGGCAGCUCUCCAGCCUGAUCUGCCACCAGAACAUCCACACCAGGAAAAGGCCAUACAAGUGUGGGGACUGUGGAAAGGGCUUUGGGCACUGUAACAGCCUGAUCCACCACCAGAGGACCCACACUGGGGAGAGGCCCUAUGAGUGUGAGGAGUGUAGGAAGAGGUUUUGCAUCAGCUGCUAUCUGCUCCAGUACCAGCAGAUUCACAAAGAGCAGAGCCCCUACGAGUGCCCCCAGUGUGGGAAGAACUCCUCCCAGAGUCUAGCCUUGUACAGACACCAACGGAGGCACCAUUAUGGGAAGCCCUGA
This is a messenger RNA of Catharus ustulatus (Swainson's thrush), 1362 nucleotides long. RefSeq names its product zinc finger and SCAN domain containing 2 (gene ZSCAN2). NCBI's taxonomy places the organism in Eukaryota, Metazoa, Chordata, Aves, Passeriformes, Turdidae. The record is from RefSeq and is a predicted model, not a curated record.